Messenger RNA from Penicillium soppii, 1071 nucleotides. RefSeq names its product mitochondrial ATPase complex subunit ATP10. The record is from RefSeq and is a predicted model, not a curated record. Lineage: Eukaryota; Fungi; Ascomycota; Eurotiomycetes; Eurotiales; Aspergillaceae. The transcript is spliced from 2 exons. Gene Ontology annotation, biological process: mitochondrial proton-transporting ATP synthase complex assembly. Bases 1 to 1071 code for a protein of 356 amino acids. Gene Ontology annotation, cellular component: mitochondrial inner membrane.
AUGUGGAAAUUCGCCUUUCCCACGACUACAGUGGCCGACCUUCCACUCCUGCGAACCGGCCGCUGUCUAAGCUGCCAGUUCCGCAAUCCAGCGACUCUCACACAGCUACAAACUAAACCUUUCUCUGCGCGCCACUACUCCAACAAAACAGAAAAGUCAAUUACCCCAAAAGACCCCGCCCCUGUGCUUCGAACUAGGAACGACGAGACAAAGAACCGCCUGUCAAGUGCCAUCGAAUUCAAACAGAAUCCGACCACCCAAGAUGGCCCUCAGCCCGGCGACGCAGACUUCACUCCCCCAAGACUUGAUCGGCCAAUCGGUAGCCCAUUGGUACCGCUAGAAGGACAGAAUACGGGCAUUGAUCCGCGGUCGAUGCGCCAGCGGCGCGACGACUUCACCAACUAUGACCGACACAUCGAGCGGCGCAAAGAAUUGACAAAGCAAGUCGCCAAACCCUACUUCCGCGAGUGGUCGAACCUCCGCUUCGCCGAAGGUAAAACCUUCGUCUCAAACCCACGUUUGUUCAAAGCCGACCGAGCCCUCUACUUCCCCAAUUUGCACGGCAUAACGCUAGCAUCUCCCAAGGAUCCCCAGAAUACGACGACGCAGCUGCGCGGUAGUAUCAGCGUCGUGAACUUGUUCUCGAGCGUGUGGGCUGAGAGCCAGGUUGCGACAUUCACUGGACCGAAACAGAACCCAGGGCUUGUGGAAGCGAUGGCUAGUGGCGGAAGACUGGUGCAGAGAAUCGACAUCAAUCUCGAGGAGAACAGAAUGAAGGCAUUCAUAGUGAAGUCGUUUAUGUGGCGGAUGCGACAGAAGUUGGCGAAGGAACAGCACUCGCGGUACUUCCUUGUACAGAAAGGAUUCGAUCAAGCACUCAAGGAAACUGUGGGCAUGAUGAACUCUAAGGUUGGCUAUGUCUACCUGGUUGAUUCGGAGUGUCGCAUUCGCUGGGCCGGCAGUGGACCGGCCGAUGCUUCUGAACUGGAGGGGCUCAAUUCUGGCGUGCGGAAGCUUAUUGAGGAAAAGAAGGCCAUCCUUCAAGCACAGGAUCCGGCUCGCAGAUAUUGA